GGCGGCUGCUGUCGGGGCUUCGCUGCUCCUCCUCCUCCUCCUCCCGCGCUUCCUUCUCGCCGGCGCGCGUUAUACACAAAGCCAUGGGGUUUCAGGAGCCCGGCGUGCCUUUGACCCUUCUCCUCUGGAUUACGGCUUCUUCCUGGGGCUGCUUACCCGGCGUGGCGGCCGGCGGGGCUGCUGCUGCCGCUGCCGCCGCCGCGGGAGAGGCGGCUCGCAGGCAGGACGACUCCUUCUCGGCGGCCAGCGUCUACGGAGCGAGGUGCACCUCCAGGUGCCUCAGCCUGCAGAUCACGCGCAUCUCCGCCUUCUUCAAGCAUUUCCAGAAUAAUGGUUCCUUAGUCUGGUGCCAGAAUCACAAACAGUGUUCAAAGUGUCUGGAGCCCUGCAAAGAAUCCUGGGACUUGAAGAAAAACCAUUGCCAAAGUUUCUGUGAGCCUCUUUUCCCCAAGAAGAACUACGAAUGCUUAACUAGCUGUGAAUUCCUCAAAUACAUCUUGUCGGUGAAGCAAGGAGACUGCCCAGCACCUGAGAAGGCCAGUGGCUUUGCGGCUGCCUGUGUUGAAAGCUGUGAGGCUGACAGCGAAUGCUCUGGCGUGAAAAAAUGCUGUUCCAAUGGAUGUGGACAUACAUGCCAAGUACCCAAAAACUUAUACAAAGGUGUUCCUUUGAAACCCAGAAAAGAAUUAAAAUUCAGUGAACUUCAAUCUGGACAGCUGGAAGUGAAGUGGUCUUCAAAAUUCAAUAUCUCUAUUGAGCCUGUGCUUUAUGUGGUGCAAAGGAGAUGGAACUAUGGGAUUCAUCCCAGCGAAGAUGAUGCUACCAGUUGGCAAACUGUAGCUCAGACUACAGAGGAGAGAAUACAACUGUCCGACAUCAGGCCAAGCAGGUGGUACCAAUUCCGAGUGGCUGCCAUUAACGUGCAUGGAACUAGAGGCUUCACAGCUCCUAGCAAACACUUCCGCUCUUCAAAAGACCCAUCAGCUCCACCUGCGCCAUCUAAUCUCCGAAUUGCCAACUCAACAGUGAACAGUGAUGGAAGUGUAAGUGUCAAGAUUAUUUGGGAUCUUCCAGAGGAACCUGACAUUCCAGUCCAUCACUACAAAGUCUUCUGGAGUUGGACAGUCAACAGCAAGUCUUUUGUACCAGCUAAAAAGAAGAGAAGGAAGACGACAGAUGGGUCCCAGAAUUAUGUAGUUCUCGAAGGCCUACAGCCGAACAGUAACUUCAUGGUGGAACUGCAGGCAGUUACAUACUGGGGUCAAGUACGCCUGAAAAGUGCCAAAGUGUCUCUUUACUUCAGUUCCACUCAGACAGCUAUUAACAAAGAACAGGUAUCUAUAGUUGAGAAAGCAGCUGAUGCUGCCCCAUCCUUUAAAGGAAGAAGACCCACUCGUCUUCUUGAAAUCGGAGUGCCUUUUUAUCAAGAUGAUCAACUUCAGGUGAAAGUCUAUUGGAAGAAAACAGAAGAUGCCAGCAGCAGGAGCAGAUAUCAUGUCCAAUGGUUCCCAGAGUCUUGUUUGCACAAUGAUACAAAAGGGUCUGAAAAAUCCAGUGGUAUAACAUAUGAAAACUAUAUAAUUCUUCAAGACCUGUUAUUUUCCUGCAAAUACAAAGUUACAGUCCAGCCAGCAAGAUCCAAAGGCCAAUUAAAGGCUGAAAGUAUUUUCUUUACUACUCCGCCUUGUUCUGAUCUUAAAGGAAAGAAGCACAAGCACAUCAGUUGCCCCACUGAAGGAGUUCCAGUUGUCCCCAAAGUGUUGGCCAAGCCCGAGAAUCUUUCUGCCUCUUUCAUUGUUCAGGACAUCAACAUUACUGGGCACUUUUCCUGGAAAAUAUCAAAAGUAAAUCUUCACCAACCCAUGACAGGGUUCCAGGUCACUUGGGCAGAGGUUACAACUGAGAGCAGACAAAACAGCUUGCCCAACAGCAUUAUUUCCCAGUCACAAAUACUGCCUGUAGAUCAUUAUGUUCUGACAGUUCCCAACCUGAGGCCAUCGACCCUCUACCGUUUAGAAGUACAAGUUCUGACAACAGGUGGAGAGGGACCAGCUACAAUAAAAUCAUUCCGAACACCUGACUUGCUGAUGUCUCCACACAGACCUCAUCUGAAGCAACACCACUCACAUCAUUAUAAGCCACCACCUGAAAAGUACUAAAUUGCAUUGGAUUAUUAACUAACUG
This is a messenger RNA of Podarcis muralis (Common wall lizard), 2184 nucleotides long. It is a transcript of the gene ANOS1, whose product is annotated as anosmin 1. Gene Ontology annotation, biological process: neuron differentiation. The record is from RefSeq and is a predicted model, not a curated record. Gene Ontology annotation, cellular component: cell surface; extracellular region. Gene Ontology annotation, molecular function: protein binding; peptidase inhibitor activity. Lineage: Eukaryota; Metazoa; Chordata; Lepidosauria; Squamata; Lacertidae.